Strongylocentrotus purpuratus (purple sea urchin) is the source of this 1224-nucleotide messenger RNA. Its product is annotated as glutenin, high molecular weight subunit DX5-like. NCBI's taxonomy places the organism in Eukaryota, Metazoa, Echinodermata, Echinoidea, Camarodonta, Strongylocentrotidae. The transcript has 7 exons. Bases 145 to 1224 code for a protein of 359 amino acids. The record is from RefSeq and is a predicted model, not a curated record.
AACAGCAAAGCCAGUGUUUAUAAGUUUGGUCAGUUCCUACACCGAGCACCAACCGCAAGCCAUCAGGUCCGUACUUCCAGGCCAACCUCCAAGAGGAGUGCCCCCUCUAAGCCACCCCCACUCUCUGCACGCACCCCUCUCUUGAUGCCCUCUCCAGCCAGCCAUGGAAGGCAGCCCUUGAGAUCUUCUGCUCCCCAAGGCUCCGGGCCUGCAGCAGGUGGUGGAGGGCAGCCUCCUGUAUCUCAACCCUCCUCCAGUAGGUUCUUCAUCAAUGUACCCCCUCGCAGCCUUGCCCUAGUGGAUAGGAGUGCUAGGAGACCAGCUCCGAUGCCGUACAUGGGUAAUAGAGGGGCUAAAUCUCAGCAACUUAGUCAAAUAUCUCAGGUGAUGGGCUCUCCAAGUGUAGCAUUAGCUGAUACCAUGUACAAUAUGAACAUACAGACUCCCACAAGGCCUACCCCACAUUCCAAGACACCACUGGGACAGGUGGUUGCCCCUGCAGCUACCCCACACCAGCAGACACCCAUCCAAGUAAGCUCUGGACCUGGUAUGGGACCCGGAGGAGAUGCACAGCCGUCUUCCCUUGUAUCCAGAGACCAGCAACCAGGAGGACCAGAAGAUGGGGAGAUGAGCUGCAUGCCUCAUCAGCUGAUGGAAACCGGUCCCCAGGAGAAUAUUGACAUGGAGAGUGUGCAGGAAUAUCCACUAACUCCUAAGAGCAGCACAGAUGGGGAGAGAGCAGAUGAGACGAAGACUCCUCAGACACCUGGAGAGCAGUUUGACCUGGCAGGCUUCAAGGACUUCUCCAAGUCUCCCGGGUUCAGCUAUUCCUGUCGAGCGAUGUUUGGUGACCCAGGUGAUACAACGACGGAGGAACAGACUUCUAAUAACAACAACAACUUCCAAGAAAAUCCCUUCUUCAGUUCCUUCUUUGGAGUGAGCAGUAAGUUCUCAGACCGGCCAACUUCCCAGAGUCCUGCUCAGAUGUUUGGAGGAGGGGGAAACCAGCCACCAUCUACACCAGCAACACCACACACCAACCAGGGUGGGGCCAUGUCAAUGUUUGGGAAUUCCCCUACCUCACCUCAGCCAAGUCAGACCCAGCAGGAACCAGAGUCCAUGGGAUUCAGCUUCAAUUUUGGUGGGGAAUCUCCUUCCCAGACUCCCGCUGGUGGAGAGAACGAGAGUGGGGGCAGCAGGCCAGGUGGGUUCUGCCUGUUCUAA